Molecule: messenger RNA, 1599 nt
Organism: Neltuma alba
Lineage: Eukaryota; Viridiplantae; Streptophyta; Magnoliopsida; Fabales; Fabaceae
Product: protein EARLY-RESPONSIVE TO DEHYDRATION 7, chloroplastic-like
Exons: 4
Coding region: 94-1554 (486 amino acids)
Cellular component (GO): plasma membrane
Source: RefSeq, a predicted model, not a curated record
UUAAUUUGCCCAUUUCAUCCAGACCAUCUGUGUCAUUUGAUUUCUUCCCUUCCGCUUCCAAAUUUCCAAUCUGAGCUUGCAGACCUUUCAUCAAUGCCAAUGGCUACCAUGAAGCCUUCGGAAAGUACAGGGUCAAUGUACCCGGAGGUAAUCGAAUCGAAACCUGAGCCUUCUGCACCUUCACUUCCAAAUCCUAACCCUAAUUCUUCGCCGCCCUCCUCUUCGUCCAAUCUCUACCCUUCACUUGAUCCGAGCGAUUUCGCCGGAAACCUAAUUCCUUAUGACUAUACUCCCAGCGCGCCCUCUGCUCCUCCAUUUCCUUGCGAAGACGAGCUCUCUGCCCCUCCGUCGGUUCACGAUGAAGAGGUGCUCCCGGCUUCCGGAGAGGUUCUUCUCAACAUUCCCGGUGCUGUUCUGAACCUCAUUGAUCAGCAAUACAGCGUCAUACUCGCUUCUGGCGAUUUUACGGUCAUUCGUCUCUGCCAGGGCGGCAGCGCCGUCGCUGUCCUCGCCCGCGUUGCUGAUAAGAUUCAGUGGUCUUUGUCUAAGGAAACGGCCGUUGUUAAAGUUGACGACUCGCAUUAUUUCUUUUCGUUCUUCUUUCCCGAUCAGAAUGACGAGGGAGAGGUUCGUCAAGGGGAUGUCACGAGCUAUGUGUUGAGCUAUGGGUUGACGAUCGCGUCCAAGGGGCAGGAGGCUCUGUUGAAGGAGUUAGAUGCGAUUUUCGAGAAUUAUAGCAACUUCUCCGUGCAGGAGGUGUCUGAGGAUGCGAAGAAGAAGGGAGAGGCUUUGGAUACCUCGGUGGCUAAGGAAAUGUCUCCUGCAGAUUUGAGUUCAGGGGAAAAGAAGGAGUUCAUGGAGGGGACAUGCGCUGCAUAUUGGACCACAAUAGCUCCAAAUGUGGAGGGCUACAGUGGAACAGCUGCAAGAUUGAUUGCGCAAGGAUCUGGACACCUCAUUAAAGGAAUAUUGUGGUGUGGCGAUGUGACGGCGGAGAGGUUGAAAGUGGGAAAUGAGGUUUUGAAGACGAAGAUGGCUCCAGGUCAAAACGCAGAAGUUAGUCCUGAAACAUUAAAGCGGAUUAAAAGGGUUAAGUCUGUGACUAGAAUGACAGAAAAGGUGGCUACUGGGCUCCUUUCUGGGGUCGUGAAAGUCUCUGGACUAUUUGCUAGUUCUGUGGCAAAUACAAAAGCGGGAAAGAAAAUUAUCAAGCUUAUACCAGAAGAAGUUUUACUUGCAUCCUUAGAUGGAUUUGCCAAAGUGUGUGAUGCGGUCGAGGUAUCUGGAAAACAUGUGAUGUCAACAACGUCUACCGUGACAACUGACCUUGUGAAUCACAGAUACGGAGAAGAAGCUGCAAAGGCAACGAAUGAAGGGUUGGACGCUGCGGGUCAUGCCGUGGGGACCGCGUGGGCUGUUCUAAAGAUUCGCCAGGCUUUCACUCCUAAGGGCUUUCUUAAGCCCGUUAUGGCUAAAUCAGCCGCUGAAGCUGCCGCAGCUGAGCUCAGGGAAAAGGAAAACAAGAAAAAAUCUGAACUGGAGAAAAAAAAGUGAAAAACCCAAGCGGCUUCUGGCAGGACUUCUUGAAUAUAAAAAUUA